Penicillium digitatum Pd1 is the source of this 888-nucleotide messenger RNA. The record is from RefSeq and is a predicted model, not a curated record. Lineage: Eukaryota; Fungi; Ascomycota; Eurotiomycetes; Eurotiales; Aspergillaceae.
AUGAAGACACCUAUUUACUUCCUCGGCCAUGGCGGGCCAAAUAUCAUGUACGAUCUUGACCACCCGGCUUACCGCAAGCUUGGUGAGAUUGGGCGCGAAAUAACCACGAAGGUCAAGCCGAAGGCUGUCGUGGUGUUUUCGGCGCACUGGCAGGGCGGUCGAAAUACGAUCGAAGUAAAUACCGCCGAGAAGACUGAUUUGAUCUAUGAUUUCGGUGGCUUCCCAAGCCAUUACUACAAAGAGAAGUACCCGCAUGUGGGUAGCAAGGAGGUCGCAGAAGAAGUGUUGAGAUUGUUGAAAGAAGCCAAAAUCCCGGCCGAAGGCGUGAAGCGUGGACUCGACCACGGCGUCUGGGCUAGCUUCAAGUGCGGUAUGCUACAGUUUGCAUUCGAGCGAGGAUUCAAUGCUGACAUGGAAACUGCAGCCUUCGAGCCAGACACAAAUCCACUGAACGUUCCCAUUGUGCAAGUCUCGCUCUUCCGCACCGAAGAUCCAGACCAGCACUACCGGCUCGGACAGGCAGUCGCAAGUCUUCGCGAGCAGAAUAUACUGAUCAUCGUGUCUGGGAUGGCUGUGCACAACCUGCGUGAUAUGCGGUUUACUUUUGGCAGCUCGACUCCAAUGCCGUAUGCGGUUAGCUUUGACAAGGCGCUCAAGGAUGCAGUAACGACUGCGCCGGCCGAACGGCAAAAGGCCAUGGCUGAGCUUCUGAAGAGACCAGAUGCACGACAGGCUCAUCCUUCCUUCGAGCAUUUGCUGCCUAUUCACAUUGGAGCUGGUGCUGCGGGCGAGGAUCUGGGCAAGAGGAUCUGGACGUUCCCCGAGGGGAGUAUGAGCUGGGCACAGUACCGAUUUGGCGAAGUUGGCAAUGCUAGUAGCACAUUAUGA